This is a messenger RNA of Tribolium castaneum (red flour beetle), 3379 nucleotides long. Its product is annotated as protein phosphatase 1 regulatory subunit 37. The transcript has 9 exons. Gene Ontology annotation, cellular component: lamellipodium; plasma membrane. Gene Ontology annotation, biological process: cell migration; regulation of Arp2/3 complex-mediated actin nucleation. The record is from RefSeq and is a predicted model, not a curated record. Gene Ontology annotation, molecular function: protein binding. The coding region runs from base 557 to 2485 and encodes 642 amino acids. NCBI's taxonomy places the organism in Eukaryota, Metazoa, Arthropoda, Insecta, Coleoptera, Tenebrionidae.
CCGGUUGACAAUCACAGAGUGUGCAAAAAAUUAGAGUGAGGAUUGUUCAAUACAAAAAAACCAAAACAAGCCGCCGGGGCCAUGCCGGGGCCUGCUAUCAAUACAAAACAAAAAAUACGUGGUUGUGCGUUCGUUUUUGGGAUAAUUGAAUGAAUUGGUCAUGGGGCAUUUUUUGUCGGUUGGGGCGCUUAGUCGCUUCGUGUGUGUAAAAAAGCGCAUAUUUGCAGCCGCGGUUCACACGCUUAUUGCGAUAAAAGUGCGUUAUAUCUGUGUUUGUCUUGGAGGAGUGUAGCCUAGUGUUACGUCGCAAUCUAGGUUUCAUCUUAUGUCAGUGGUUGUUGCGCUAUCAUCCAUGUUGCUUUUUGACUUAUUUUUACUUUUGGAUUGUGAAUUUGUGUGUGUGUUAAAAACCCGACUAAAAAAUGCUUUUCCGAGAAUGAGGUUGGUUUAAUGAACAGUUCCGCACCGGACUUUGCCAAUAUUGUGGAUGUGGUGACUUACCAAUUCAAGAAUGGUUCGCAAACGAGAUCACAAUAAAAAGAAAGGUCCGUUCUAAAUGAUGAACGUAAUGGAUUUGUCUCCAAUCAUAAAUGAAUUUGACACACCUUUCCUUGUAGACAGUGGCACUGAAAGUUUUACCGAAAGCCCUGUUGCAGAAGAAGAGAGUGAGCACUCGGAGGACUCCACAGUCUGCGACAUUGAUUCGUCGUGCAUCCAAAAAUGCCACAUUUUGGACAAAGAGGUCUCAGUGGACGAGGACAUUCUGGCUGUUCCUCUGGAGCCCAUUCGCACCCAAACCGAGCCAAGUAUUGUGGAACCGAACGAGCAGGAUGAGACCGCCCUCCCGUCCAUUUUACGGAGGGAGUCCUCCACCUCGAGCACCGUCAGGAAGGUCUCCUUCCCCAAGGAGGAGACGGAGUUGGCCACCUACAGGGAGCCCGAAAACGACUGUCCUUGGACCAUAAACACGUAUUUGCCCCCCGAAAAAAUCCUACAAAUCUACCAAGCCUCCUGCAAGCAGCAUCAAACCAUAGAGCUGGACAUAAUCAAAAAUCUGAUCAUGGAAAUAAAAAACAACACAAACCAUUCAGCAGUAUUGAACUUAUCGAUGAUAAACAUAACGAAUGAGGUGAACGAGACGUUGGAAGACUUGUUAAAAGUGUCGAACUUCCGCACCUUGGUGUUAUACGAAUGUAAGUUCACGUCGGAGACGAUAAGCGAAUUCUUCAACAUGUUGGAAUAUUACGGUUCGGUGUGUGAUAUUGAGGUCGCGAUGAAUUUUGACGAAACGGCCUGGAAGUGCUUCUGCAACGCUUGUACAAAUCUUACCGUCUUGGAGGCCAUCUCCUUCAAAGGGAUGGUAAUCAACGAGAACUACAUGCGGAUGUUACUUAACGCCGUUAAGAGCAACACUAGAAUCACCACAUUGAAGUUUGACGCUUGUAUGCUUAUAAAGUUACCGUCGUUUUACUUAGUCGAAAGUCUAAUGACAAACACUACUCUCUGCGAACUGUACCUGCCCUCGACCGGACUGUACACAAAAGAAGCUGACUGUUUGGGCCGUUUCCUGCAGAAAAACUUCACACUUAAAGUCCUAGACAUAAGUAAUAAUUUUAUCGGGGACAGGGGGCUGGAAGUCCUAGCUAAAGGACUCACCAAACAGACGACGGCAGGCUGUGGCUUGUCGGUUUUAGUCGUUUUCAACAACCAAGUCACGGAGAAAAGUGGACCGGUUAUCUGUAGUAUAAUUUCUGAGUGUAAAAAUUUGCACACCCUUAACAUCGGUUAUAACCACCUGACGGAUGCGGUUAUUUCCGACAUUGCCCCCAGUUUGGAGGUGACGACGUCUCUGGAGGGCCUAGGGCUCCAGUGCACCCUCCUGACGUGCAAAGGAAUUGACUACCUCGCGAAUGCCAUCGAGAAUAACAACUCGUUGCAAAAAAUUAACCUGAAGGGGAACAAAGCGAUUCAAGUCCCUGGCUUAGAGCGCCUGUGCCAGGCGUUAACAUCGUCGAAGAUUUCGAAAAUCGAGAUUGACGAAACGAACCGUUCGUCUCACGACCCCCAAGCCUACGUCCAACUUGUGAAAAAAAUGAACGCAAUUUGCACAGUCAACAAGAAUUUCAAAGAGUCAAGCUGCGACGAAAUCGCCACGAUUUCGCAGCUCGUUUCGCGGAAGGUUUCCCUGAGUUGCGAGCCCCGUUACGUCGUUCCGGAGCCCGCGCCGGGGGCUACGCCCCUCUCGGUCGACUCUCCGCCGAUUCUGUCGCCCGUUCCGGCGGCACGGCCCCCCAAGAACCGGUUCCAAAUAACCAAAGUACAAGACCCCAACACGCGCCCGAUCUCGCGGUUUAAAGUUACGAGAGUUAUUCCGUCGCCGGAUGAAGACUUGGCCAUUGGCAAGUUCGCAAAUGUGAGGAGCAGUGUGUCGUCGAAUGACAGCGUCGACUCCCUCCAACUUGACGUGGAUAGUGAUAGAGAUUAGUAAUUAGGCAGAUUUUGUAUUAGUUCUGUGAUAAGAAUUUUAUACAUAAGUUAGUGGUUCAAAUUUUAUUCAUUACUGCCUUAACGCGAAAUUAUAGUUCAAAUGUAUUUUCUUGCAGCAGUUGAGUUUCCUUAGCCGUGAUAUUUUUGCAGGGUUUGAUGGAAGGGCCCAAGGUUCUCCCUUAACUUAAGUUAGUUACGCAGCUAUGACUUAAGUACGUAUCGUUUUGGCGUGCAUACCUUCCUGUUUGUUCAUGCAUGCACGAUUCCAGUCAACCAAACAUCCCUAUUUUGUUCAAAACUGUUAAGUGAUAAAGGGUUAAGUGUUUCAUGUGCAAUUCUCGUACCUGGCGGUACAAAGAAAUUAUUUAUUGUAAUAACACGGAGUUAGAUUUAGCAACCGUACAAACCUCAGUUCUUUGUUGUAUUGUUUUGGGCAUGCUGGAGCAUGUUUUUGGUUAUACGUUUUUUUAAUUAGCUUUAAAGAGAGUAAGGCCGACAGAAACAAUGUACAUACCGGUCGAAUAAUUUGUUUUGAGACGACGUUUCUGGAGUCUUGCCGACUACUCAAUGUGUUUAAAUAGGGAAUAGUAACUUAACCAGUUGUAAAAUAAAUAUAUUUUUUAUAUGAACGUUGUUAGUAACUUGGGAUACGAUAAUUAGAAAUAGCAAAUUUUGGUACAAAGUGUAGAAAGUCAAAGUUUAUUAUUGCAAUGUUCGAGCAAAUUCUGUUGUUUAAAGCAUGCACUAUGCAUUUCAUUACUAUAGUUUAUAUUUAUGUGUAUGUGAUAAAUGCAUGUGAUAAAUAAAAUAUCUUAAAGAGUAUUUUAACAAAUAACCAUAUUGUAGAGAAACUUGUAAUUAAUUAUUUAUAAUAAAUUGAACGUUUAUUGAA